UAGUAAGUGGGUUGGAGUUGAUUUUUUCGAUUCUUUCUAAGAUUACAUAUUUCCUUCAAAAACGAUGUGAAAUCUAGUAAAACUAAUCGUGUUCUUUAUAUGCCGUUUAUUUUAACAAGAAUUUUAUUUACAUUUACACACGACGUAGCCAUUCGUUCGAGUUCUGUUUUUUUUUGUAUAUAUGUGUAUACGUGGAAACGCGUGAAAGAGAGAAGCGAAUUCGCGGAUGCCAUGAAGACACACGAUUCAUCGUUGGAGCCUGUGACCAUUGGGUUCAAGCGUGGAUCGAGGACGCAGAAGAAUUAUCGAGCCUAAUGUCCGUAUGGUCGACGAGCACUGGACGCAAUUCAGUGUUUGGUGGCGAGAACGGAGCCGGACUCCCCUCCUCACACUUACCUAUCCACGUAAACGUGGGUCAUUUACACACACGAACCGCUAAUGAGCAUUGCUUUCACAAGAGGUUCUACGAUUUUCAGUCGAAGAUGUCGCAGUCGGGUGAUGGCCUUCACACACCGGGUUAUCUCUCAUGGAGAAAAUUGCAGCUGAGCAGAGCGAAAUUGAAGGCAUCCAGUAAAACCUCGGCGUUACUCUCGGGUUUCGCUAUGGUUGCUAUGGUGGAGGUACAACUAAACUCUGAUACAAAAGUUCCUUCGGAGAUGUUAAUUGCUUUCGCAGUUUGCACAACGUUACUAGUGGCUGUUCACAUGCUGGCGUUGAUGAUAUCGACGUGUAUUCUACCGAAUAUCGAAGCGGUCUGCAACUUGCACAGCAUAAGUCUCGUGCACGAAUCGCCACACGAACGUCUCCAUUGGUACAUCGAGGUAGCAUGGGCGUUCUCCACUUUACUUGGCUUACUUCUCUUUCUAUUAGAGAUAGCGAUUCUCUGUUGGGUUAAGUUCUACGAUUUUUCUCAGGUUGCCGCAUGGUCGGCCUGUAUAGUGUUAAUACCAGUAUUGAUAAUCUUCCUCGCUUUUGCGAUACACUUUUAUCGUAGUUUGGUAGCUCAUAAAUACGAGGUUACUGUAUCCGGUAUAAGAGAACUCGAAUUGCUCAAAGAGCAAAUUGAAUCAACGGAUACCGAAGGUAGAAACGGUAUAAACUUAUUGCAAUCCGGUGUAACGCACGUUGUGUGAUAAUCCAGUACUUCGACUUUGAAGAAAUACCAUUGCAGCGUCUGUGACGCGGAAAGGA
Molecule: messenger RNA, 1191 nt
Organism: Vespula vulgaris
Lineage: Eukaryota; Metazoa; Arthropoda; Insecta; Hymenoptera; Vespidae
Gene: Orai
Product: calcium release-activated calcium channel protein 1
Exons: 4
Coding region: 315-1133 (272 amino acids)
Biological process (GO): store-operated calcium entry
Cellular component (GO): membrane
Molecular function (GO): store-operated calcium channel activity
Source: RefSeq, a predicted model, not a curated record